Messenger RNA from Sebastes umbrosus (honeycomb rockfish), 1812 nucleotides. RefSeq names its product circumsporozoite protein-like. Lineage: Eukaryota; Metazoa; Chordata; Actinopteri; Perciformes; Sebastidae. The transcript is spliced from 18 exons. The record is from RefSeq and is a predicted model, not a curated record. The coding region runs from base 81 to 1358 and encodes 425 amino acids.
CCGACUUCCUCCAUCCAUAAACACACUCAACACACACUCACAUCAGCGGUUUGAGCAAGGCACCAACCAUCGUCACAACAAUGAAUUUUUUAAAUCAAUUAAAAGAGAGUGAUGUGUGUAAAACAUACGGAGGCCAGGUGGCUGAAACAGUGGGGGGCGUUGUCAAGGAUCAGAUAGAAGGAUUUUGUGGUGUAGAAGAUCACAAGGACCACAAGAAGGAGGACAAGAAGGAGGACAAGAAAGAAGGAGGAGGGGGCGGUUUCAUGGAUAACAUUGGUAAUGCUCUUGAUUUUGGAGGAGAUGACAGCAAGAAGAAAGAAGAAGGAGGGAACGAUCCCAUGAGUAUGGUGACAGGUUUUUUGGGAGGAGAUGACGACGGCAAGAAGAAAGAAGAAGGAGGGAACGAUCCCAUGGGUAUGGUGACAGGUUUUUUGGGAGGAGAUGACGACGGCAAGAAGAAAGAAGGAGGAGGGGGCGGUUUCAUGGAUAACAUUGGUAAUGCUCUUGAUUUUGGAGGAGAUGACAGCAAGAAGAAAGAAGAAGGAGGGAACGAUCCCUUCAGUUUGGCGACCGUUUUUUUGGAAGAAGAUGACAAGGACAAGAAGAAAGAAGGAGAAGGGGGCGGUUUAAUGGAUAACAUUGGUAAUGCUCUUGAUUUUGGAGGAGAUGACGGCAAGAAGGACAAAGAAGGAGGAGGGGGCGUUCCAAAUGAUAUGAUCAGUAGUCUUUUUGGAAGUGGUGGAGAUACGGAUAAGAAGAAGGAAGGAGAAGGAGAGUGCAGUUUAAUGGAUAACUUUGGUAAUGCUCUUGAUUUGGGAGGAGAUGACGACGACAAGAAGAACGAAAAAGGAGGGAACGAUCCCAUGGGUAUGGUGACAGGUUUUUUGGGAGGAGGUGACAGCAAGAAGGACAAAGGAGGGAACAAUCCCAUGGAUAUGGUGACAGGUUUUUUGGGAGGAGGUGACAGCAAGAAGGACAAAGGAGGGAACGAUCCCAUGGAUAUGGUGACAGGUUUUUUGGGAGGAGGUGACAGCAAGAAGGACAAAGGAGGGAACGAUCCCUUCGGUAUGGUGACAGGUUUUUUGGGAGGAGGUGACAGCAAGAAGGAAAAAGGAGGGAACGAUCCCAUGGGUAUGGUGACAGGUUUUUUGGGAGGAGGUGAUGACGACGAGAAGAAAAAAGGAGGAGGGGACGAUGCCUUCGGGAUGGUGAAAGGUUUUUUGGGAGGAGAUGACGACGACGAGAAGAAAAAAGGAGGAGGGGACGAUGCCUUCGGGAUGGUGAAAGGUUUUUUGGGAGGAGAUGACGACGACGAGAAGAAAAAAGGAGGAGGAAUCGGUUCGUUAUUUGGUUUCUAGUAAUAGCCACCCUGCAGACCACAUCCUGAAACUUUCAGCUUCAGUCCAUCGAUCCUCCACCUGCAGCGUCCUCAGAGAGGAGCAACUCCACCCAAACUGAAAAUUAUUGCUUUUAAUAUUUAUAAAUGAUUGUUUUUCUUUUACAGAGAACGUGACCCUACCUGUCGCAUCCAAAAACUCAUUUGGGUUGAGAAUUUUUUUUAAUAUGAAAUCAUAUAUACAGUAUAAAUAUAUAAUAAAACUCUUAAACUAAAUGUUAUCUACAGUAAAUAAGUUGCUUCUGCUGGGUGACGGACAAUUUCACCAACUGGUAAUGCACAUGUUUAUGUUUUCUUUACUGGUUUUACACCAUGAGAAUGUACUGAAAAUGAUCUGUGCUGAGGAAAUCUGUUGAAAACAUUACUAAACUUGGUUAUUAUAUGGUACAAUAAAUACAUCUUUAAUGUCACCUGGA